Molecule: messenger RNA, 2868 nt
Organism: Oncorhynchus nerka (sockeye salmon)
Lineage: Eukaryota; Metazoa; Chordata; Actinopteri; Salmoniformes; Salmonidae
Gene: sh3glb2b
Product: SH3-domain GRB2-like endophilin B2b
Exons: 13
Coding region: 77-1369 (430 amino acids)
Biological process (GO): membrane organization
Cellular component (GO): cytoplasm; membrane
Molecular function (GO): protein binding
Source: RefSeq, a predicted model, not a curated record
UCAUCGCAUCUGCGCGACAGGACUCCCUUUGCAGGGGACAGUAACAAGCCGAAGAAGCGGUGCACACACUGAUACGAUGGAUUUCAAUCUCAAAAAGCUUACUUCUGAUGCAGGAGUCUUCUUCACUCGUGCAGUCCAGUUCACAGAAGAGAAGUUGGGCUCUGCGGAAAAGACUGAGCUCGAUGCCCACUUGGAGAAUCUGAUCGCCCGGGCCGACUGCACGAAGAACUGGACUGAGAAGAUCUUCAGGCAAACAGAGGUCUUGUUGCAGCCCAAUCCAAGUGCGCGUAUAGAGGAGUUUUUCUAUGAGAAGUUAGAUAAGAAGAUCCCAUCCAGGACAACCAAUGGAGAGCUGCUGGGACAGUAUAUGCUGGAUGCUGCUAAAGACUUUGGCCCAGGGACCCCAUAUGGCAGUACCCUGAUCACGGUGGGGGAGUACCAGAGUAGACUGGGCGGGGCGGAGCGGGAGUUCCUCCAGACCUCGGCUAUCAACUUCCUCACUCCUCUCCGCAACUUCCUGGAGGGAGACUGGAGAACCAUAUCUAAAGAGAGACGUCUCCUAGAGAACCGGCGGUUGGACCUGGACAUCUGUAAAGCACGUGUCAAGAAAGCCAAGCAAGCCGAGGCUAAAGCAGCAGCCGAGCCCGAUUUUCAGGAGACUAGGCCUCGAAAUUAUGUUCUGUCUGCGAGCGCAUCUGCGCAAAGCAGUGGUGGCUGGGAUAGUUGGGAUCUGGAAGAUUCCAAAGAGUCGGCCAAUGUGAUGGAUCAGAGGAAGCUGUGGAGUGAGGAAGUGGACAAAGCGGAGCAGGAGCUGCGUGUGGCUCAGACAGAGUUUGACAGACAGGCCGAGGUCACCCGGCUGCUACUGGAGGGCAUCAGCAGUACACACGUCAACCACCUGCGCUGCCUGCAUGAGUUUGUGGAGGCCCAGGCUACAUACUAUGCCCAGUGUCACCAGUACAUGCAGGAGCUGCAGAAAGAACUGAGCAGUGCUAACAGCGAUACGUACCCAAACUCUUUUGCCUCGAACGCCAACCCCUCCACCUCUGCCACAUGCCCCUCCCCCGUCUCCUCUAACAUCCUGCCAGGGGUCUCCCCCCCAUGCCUGGCCUCCACCUCCACUCCUGGCAUCGCUCGGGAGCCUUCUGGCCCGCUGAAAAUCCAGGAUGUGCAGCAGCCUUCCACAGGCCACCGCAAGGCCAAGGUCCUGUAUGACUACGACGCCCACGACACUAGUGAGCUCUCCUUACUGGCCGACGAGCUCAUCACUGUCUACACAGUGCCAGGCAUGGACCCAGACUGGCUCGUGGGUGAGCGGGGCAACCAGAAGGGCAAGGUGCCCGUCACCUACCUGGAGUUGCUGAGCUAGAUGGACCCACGUAGGGACACACACACACGUACACACACGUCCUGAAACGCACGCUCGCAUACGUACACAUGCCUCUACUCUAUGGUCACAUGGCACAGGAGGUUGGUGGCACCUUAAUGAGGAGGACGGGCUUGUGGUAAUGGCUGGAGUGGAAUAAGUAGAAUGGUAUCAAACAUGGAAAGAUGCCAUUCCAUUUACUCCAUUCCAACCAUUUUUAUGAGCCGUCUUCCCCUCAGCAGCGUCUGCUGUCUCAUGGUGCGCAACACACUUACUUUGGUCUCUGGCCAAUUCAAACGCAUAUGCAAAAGGAUUCAAAAGCUAAAUGAGUGGAUAUAUAGCGCAUCAGAAGGGGAACAGUUGUAAAAAUAGUGAAUAGUCUAUAUUCUAGCUCUAUAGUUGCUCUUUUCCCACUAGCUAUUUGGAAUCCAUCCACCUUGCACGCUCUCUUUCUUUCUCAUUGAGAAAUGACAGGAGCCGCUCGAAUAAGGAGGCAUAUCUGGGUAUAUAGUGUAUAUAAUAGACCGGGUUUGAACUCUCAAUAUAUAGAGGAAAGGUCCUUCUUGUUUUAUUUCGUUUUUCAACCAAGCUAAUUUAGUCAUAGUUAGUCACCAUUACUUGGACAUUUCAAAGCCAUGGGGGGAAAAAGUAAAACCGCCUGUAAAAUCCCCCAGCUGUAGGCCUGUAAUGCAAACAUCAUCCAGAGUGACGCAAAUAUUUAUCUCUCCAAGGUGUUAUUAGCCAUUGGCUAUCACAACAUAAAAAAUGAAUCUUGAAAGAAAGAGACUGCUGUACAGUAUGCUAACAGAAGGUGACUCAUAUUGGCUGAGUCAUAAACAGGUGAUGAAAGACGAGAGGAAUAGUUGAAUUUCAGUUCUUAUGUUUUCUGACUGGUUGCAUUCGGUUUAUGUACGUACUGUAUUUACGUGGCUUUUAUUUCUUAGGUAUCACUGUUUUACUUUUUUACGAGUGUUCCCCUAUCUUGCCCUAUUUGUGAGGAAAAGGACAAAACCAUGGUAACGUUAUUAAACUAACAAAGGUUUAUGCAAAUCAAAGUAUUGAGUUGCUCUCUCAGUGGGUUGAUCCGUUGUUGAUGUUUGCGUGUCAUUGUUGUUUUUGUUUAUCCACUCUGGUUGCUGAUGUUUGUCGAGUUUGGGUGUGUUUUACUAGCUAUCAGGUCUUAAUGUUUGUCUUUUUGAAUUUGUAGAUGUUUUGAAAUGGGUGUAGUUGUAUGUAAUAAGUUCAGACCUGUGGUUUCCUUUCCUCCCUGAUCUCCCUUUACCCCUGUGUGGGUCGCCAUCUCUCCCUGAACCCCUCAACAUUUCCUCCUGUCAGUGUUACCAAUAUGCUGUUGUAUUAUUAUUGUAUGAAUGGAACUUGUAGAAAAUUAACAACAGCUUGUUUAAACUGAUAAAAAAUAAGCACUGGAUAAUCUGACACAUUAAAACAAAACAACUUUUCAUUUAUGACAUUGUACAACUGAAUAAAAUGUUACAUUUCAA